Molecule: messenger RNA, 906 nt
Organism: Vigna radiata var. radiata (mung bean)
Lineage: Eukaryota; Viridiplantae; Streptophyta; Magnoliopsida; Fabales; Fabaceae
Product: flowering-promoting factor 1-like protein 3
Exons: 1
Coding region: 401-703 (100 amino acids)
Biological process (GO): regulation of flower development
Source: RefSeq, a predicted model, not a curated record
UUAAGGGAAUCAAGAUUCUCCCAAUCCAAUUAUAAGAUCAAGGGUGAUGAAAUAAACUUCCAAACUUACAAAGCUUAUAGCUAUGUAGGUCCCACCUUAGCUGUACUCACAUCCAAACAUCGAUCCCUAUACUCUAUAUACUGUCUUUAUCACCACCAUGGAAUUUUUAUUUCAUAUUUGCACAUUAUAUUAUAUUAAAAAACGAAAGAAAAAAACAAAAAGCAAAAUCCCAUCUUACCCAUUACUUCAUUUCACUACUAUAUAUAUAAAUCAAUACCCCAUACUCCUCUCCUCAUCUUGCAUUGCACACUCCUUCUCAAACACUAAGAGAAAAUUAAAAAAAAAAAAAAACAUUCUUUUUGUUGUUGGUCGUUAAGGUUGUUGUAGUUUGAGUCGAGAAAUGUCUGGGGUUUGGGUUUUCAACAAAGGUGUGGUGAGGCUAGUGGAGAACCCUAGCUCUGAGAGGAAGGUGUUGGUUCACUCUGCAAGCAAUGAAAUCAUCACUUCCUACGCAGUGCUGGAGCACAAGCUGAGUUCACUGGGAUGGGAACGUUACUAUGAUGAUCCUGAUUUGCUUCAGUUCCACAAACGCUCCACCGUUCACCUGAUCUCUCUCCCAAGGGAUUUCAACAGAUUCAGGUCCAUGCACAUGUAUGACAUAGUCGUCAAGAACAAGAACUACUUCGAAGUUAGAGACAUGUGACUUCCUCGUACCCUACACAGUUCGAUUCUUCAUUUUCUCAUUUAUAUCUACACUACAUGUAUUGUCGGUUUCGUUUUCGAUUUGUGUCUAAAUUGUAUAGAGUUAUAUAUGGUCUGAUACGAGAAUGAUGAACUCCGAGAAGUGGAUUUGUCUGUCAUGAUGUAAAUCUUUGUAAUCAUUCUAAUCAAACUUCAGUUUUCUUA